Aphanomyces astaci is the source of this 1351-nucleotide messenger RNA. RefSeq lists its product as hypothetical. The transcript is spliced from 2 exons. The record is from RefSeq and is a predicted model, not a curated record. NCBI's taxonomy places the organism in Eukaryota, Oomycota, Saprolegniomycetes, Saprolegniales, Verrucalvaceae. The coding region runs from base 74 to 1210 and encodes 378 amino acids.
GUCGAACCAAGCGGAGUGUCAAUGGCGGGAACACCAAAGUCGCGGGGGGUCCUUUGAUGAGGUAUGGAGCGCGAUGCCAUCGGGGUUUGCUGGCCGACUAUUUAGCUGUUUGGACCGAUGCGACCAACUGCACUUGAUGCAAACCAGUACUCGCGUUGCCAUCGAUUCCAAGCGAGACGAGUUGUGGGAAUUGGUGGCGUUGGAGCGCUUUCGAUUACGUUCUGGAGACCAACACAGCGCUGGGUGGUGGCACGUGUGCGCUCGACUGUACUACGCUCUGGACGACUCGACGGCGCUGUGCACGUAUGUACAGCAACAAAAUGCAUUCAGCUUGGGCUACAUCAACCGAGACAUCAAAGAGCGCAUCCAGCACCAGCUUUUAUCCAUGGUCGAGUUGACAGCGAACGGCCGCGAUGUUGGCAGUCGGAGGCAAUUGCUGGACCUUCACGUCAUCAAGUGCUUGCUUCGACUCCUGAGCUCAAACAUUAUGGGCAUUUGCGAUUUGGUGUGCGGGGCGUUGGCAAAUCUCAUUUGCAUUCAAGACAAUCCACAUAUUUCCUCGUGUCUUGGGAACGACAACGCUGACAACCUGAAGCUUCAAAUGCGCCAACUCGUGGAGCAAAGUCGAGGAGAUCGUGCUCUUAGGGACAUGCUGUUGUCCCCUCAAGUGUGCGAAAGUGGUCCCGGGCCCACGAAACAUGCAGCCAGGGUGCUCUUGAACCUGGCGUUCCAUAACGACCAAGUGCUUUGCCACGUUGUGGACAUUUGGGAAGGUUACAUUUCAUCCAAACCAUCGCAUCUCACCAUCGACAACGACUUGUGCUUUCAGCAACCUCAAGGAUCCACAUCCAAGUGGCACAUUAUGUAUCGCCAUGGCAGUGGCAGGGCGUACCUCGAUACCACCACCGUAGACUUGACCUUGUCCAAGCGCGGCGACACCAUGCAAGGCACGGGGUCCACGGCCAAGCCACAAGCGUCGUUAACGCUCCACGGGCAAAUGCACUCUCGACCAGGCAUCCACAACUGCGAAUUUCACAUUGCAUUUGACAACCGAGGCAGGCCAUAUGGGCCAUUGCCGAUUGCGCACAUAGGAUAUUGGUCGUCGAUGCACGCGGACAAGAUGUGGGGUGUGUGGGAAGUGGCCUCGUCCCCCGAUCAAUUCAAAUUGGGCACUGGCGGCGUCUUCCUCAUGAAAAAGGUGUCGUUGUGAUUGCAAUUCACACGAACUUGACACUAUUUGAGUGGUGGAACACGCAUAACCAAGGUGAAGUUAUGCAUAGACCCUUGGAGGCAAAUGUGUCGUGAUUUCUUACAUAUUAUUGGGGAGAUUAGUUAAUAUGUGUCGGAGUUG